Sclerotinia trifoliorum is the source of this 2934-nucleotide messenger RNA. Lineage: Eukaryota; Fungi; Ascomycota; Leotiomycetes; Helotiales; Sclerotiniaceae. The record is from the annotation of a GenBank genome assembly.
UUGUUCUGGUUGCCAUGUGGGACUCAAGGAUUGCAUGCAUGCUUUAACUUUCGUCAUGGCUAUCAGCGACAAGGAUUGACCUGCAUACCUAGUUCCUAAAAUGAUUUGAGUGGUGGAAGAACUAAGGCUCGGGACAAUAUUAAGUACAUGCAGAGUGAUGCACAUCGGUAGUGAAAACAUGGGGUAAUUCUGAAAGGUUAUAGAAUAUUCCUAGAAAAACCAGUCGAUAUCCAUAUCCAUAAUAAUGGAUCGAGAAAUUUAUCAAUUCAGAUGCUAAGAUCUUACCAUGCAUAUAUCAAUUAUCUUAUCGUCUUGCAUACCUUUUCUCUGGCUCGUCAACGUCAACGCUUCUAUACAACGACAGAAAAUCGUGCAAGCCUACAAUGUUCACCGUAACGCUAGUUCAGCAAGCACGCCUUUACAGGUUGGCAAUGGAAAUUUUGCCUUCGGUGUGGAUGUGACUGGUCUUCAGACUUUUAAGCCCUUUGCGACCAUGUCGACAUGGGGAUGGCAUAAUUUCAGCUUACCGACCACUCCGAAUCAGACAUCCGUGGAAGGUAAGACAAGAUUCGAUAUAUAUGAGGUAAAAAAUAUUCGUUGACAAGAUGAAGACUUUACGGGCGUAGACUGGUGGACCCAUGGACGACUUGUGAAUUAUGACCAGGCGAAUCCUGCAGAGGCUGAUAUCUCAAACUGGCUGAUCCAGAAUCCUCAACGGUUAAAUUUGGGUAAUGUUGGUUUCUGGUUUGCUAAUGCUAACGUUACUGAGGGUGACUUGGAGAGGAAAAGUCAGGUUCUUGAUCUAUGGAGCGGGGUGAUUACUUCAACAUUUGUGUACAAUGGCACCCAAGUCCAUGUUGAGGUAUCAGCGGCGCCUGAUUCUGACACGGUCAUCAUUAAUGUUGAGUCCGAACUGCUUAGUUUUGGCUCCUUGGGUUUGUUUUUUGAUUUUCCCUACUCGGAUGUGAACAAAUUCGAUGCACCAUUUGUGGGGAUAUGGAACGCAAGUAGUAAACACUCUACGUAUCUUGAGGUUGCGGGUAGGGAGGCUAUUAUACAACAUACUCUAGACGAUACCAGCUACUGUUUCACAGCAAGGUGGGAAGGCACAGGACAGAUUUCGGGACCCAAGGAGGGCACACAUCGGUAUUUCUUCACAACGGCCGGCUCGAGCAGCUUGAGAAUGACAGGCACAUUCUCGGACAAUGAAAGUUGUAGCAAAGCUGGAAACAUGAGUGUAGCCUCCGUGGCUAAACUUACUGAAAAUUCCAAGUCGUGGUGGCAGUCUUAUUGGAAUUCCGGGGCAUUCAUUGAUUUAAGUUCGGUUGAUUCUACGAAUGCCACUGAACUUCAGCGAAGAAUUAUAUUAUCUCAAUAUCUUCUAGCGAUCAAUUCAGCCGGUGAAUUUCCUCCACAAGGUAUGUCACCUAGACCAGUUUUGAAAACCAUCUUCUAAAUGAUUUACUCAUCGUCACAGAAUCUGGUCUUGUGAAUAAUGGGUGGUACGGGAAAUUCCAUGUUCGUAAUCCCCAUUCCAUUUCAUUGUCGUCUCUACUAUUAGGGUGAUGCGAUGCAGAAAGAUAGCUAAAAGUUAUUCAAAUAGCUUGAGAUGGUGUUCUGGCAUCUUAUGCACUUUGCUCGAUGGAAUCAUUUUGAGCUUCUGUGGCGAAGUAUGCCUGGGAUGUACAAGCAGUUCCUCGAAUCCUCACGCGACAGGGCCAAACUACUAGGAUACCAGGGUGCCCGCUGGGGCAAAAUGACUGAUCCCACUGGUCGUAGUGCUCCUGGAGAAAUCAACUCUCUUCUGAUUUGGCAGCAACCGCAUCCCAUGUACUUUGCCGAGAUUGAAUACCGGUCAUUCCCCAAUGAAACAACACUCGGAAGAUGGGACGAGGUAUUAACGGCAACGGCUGACUUUAUGGCAUCUUUUGCGUGGUAUAACGUCAUUACUGGAGUCUAUGAUUUGGGUCCGCCGAUGUAUCCCGUCUCGGAGAAUACGAACCCAAACGCGACCAUCAACCCAACUUUCGAAUUGGCAUACUGGAGGUUUGGUCUUGACGUAGCUAUGAGCUGGAAAGAGCGCCAGGGAAAAUCGAUUCCGGAGAGUUGGAAGAGCGUGCGAGAAAAUCUUGCUCCUCUGCCUAUCGUGAAUGACACGUACUCCGUGUAUGAGGGCAUCCCCAAUAUGUGGACAGACAGCAAAACCGUGUCCGACGUAAGUAACUCCACAGUCGAAUAGUUACCACACUCAAAUCCCAAAUUGCUAACCUUUAUCAAAAUAAAGCACCCAGCAAUGGCCGGUAUUUACGGCUGGCUCCCACCCUCUAGCUCUCCUCCACUCAAUUUAACCAUCAUUAAUAACACCGCCUCCAAGAUUCUCUCGCUUUGGAAGUUUGAAGAUUCCUACGGUUGGGAUUUUGCUCUACUAGCGAUGAAUUCCUUGCGUCUGGGCGAUAUAGAUCAAGCAAUAGAAUACUUGCUGCAUCCGAUUUUCCAGUUUGACGACGCCGGAUACCCAGUGGGAGGAUCACGUGUACCGACUCCGUAUUUCCCGAAUGCGGGAGGGUUGAUGCUUGCCAUGGCGAUGAUGGCUGGGGGUUGGGACGGCGAGCCUGGUAUGCAUUUCCCUGAAGGAUGGGAUGUUAAGGUGGAGGGUUUCGUACCAGGACUGUAGGGAGUUGAUUGAUGGGUGGAUGUGAGUGUCACGAGUGAUGGUGGUAAUGAUUGGUUGUAGUAUAUAUCUAUGGUGACAAACCUGAAUGCAAGAGCGUGGGUGCCAAGAAUAUUCGAUUUGGCUGUUAUCUUUUGAGAAUGAGUCAUAAUACUUUAAUUGUUUUCAGCAGGUGAUGUGCGCCGAUGGGCUGACCAAAUCAAAACAAAGCAUCGGCAAUCAAGGAGAUGCUUAGUCAAGAAGUUCGCCCAAUCAGCCACCAC